Molecule: messenger RNA, 1372 nt
Organism: Andrographis paniculata
Lineage: Eukaryota; Viridiplantae; Streptophyta; Magnoliopsida; Lamiales; Acanthaceae
Product: AP2-like ethylene-responsive transcription factor At1g79700
Exons: 8
Coding region: 255-1274 (339 amino acids)
Biological process (GO): regulation of DNA-templated transcription
Molecular function (GO): DNA-binding transcription factor activity; DNA binding
Source: RefSeq, a predicted model, not a curated record
CUACAACAACACUUGGACACAAUACACAAAAAAUUACUCCGCAAAACCCCAGCCGCCGCCGCAAGCCGGCCAAAGCCGCCUCUCUCCGCCGGCGUCGCACUCACUCUCUCUCUCUCUCGUUGAAUCCUUCGGAUUCUCUUCUGAAUUCGUUUUCUGAUAUAUAUAUAUAUUGUUAUUGAAUAUAUCGAUUUACGAUCGAUUGUCGAUCCGCACUGUGCUAAAACCAGUUGUUUCCAGCAUUCGAUUUGUUGUUCAUGGCGAAAUCUUCGAAGCAGAAGAGUAGUCCUGGCUCCGGCGACGGUACCACUGGUGUGAAGACGAAACGAACGCGGAAAACCGUUCCGAGAGAGUCUCCGCAGCAGCGAAGCUCCGUUUACAGAGGAGUUACCAGGCACCGUUGGACUGGUAGAUAUGAAGCACAUUUGUGGGAUAAGCAUUGCUGGAAUGAGGCACAGAAUAAGAAAGGGAGACAAGUGUAUUUAGGGGCCUACGAUUGUGAAGAAGCUGCUGCACAUGCUUAUGACUUGGCUGCAUUGAAGUAUUGGGGACAAGAAACAAUUCUCAAUUUCCCUUUGUCCACCUAUCAAAAUGAGCUUCAGGACAUGGAUUCCCAAACAAAGGAAGAAUAUAUUGGCUCAUUAAGAAGAAAAAGCAGUGGAUUUUCUCGUGGGGUCUCCAAAUACAGAGGUGUGGCAAGACACCAUCACAACGGGAGAUGGGAGGCUCGAAUUGGUAGAGUAUUCGGUAAUAAAUAUCUCUAUCUCGGGACAUAUGCCACUCAAGAAGAAGCAGCGACGGCAUACGACAUGGCGGCGAUAGAGUACCGCGGAGUUAACGCCGUCACCAAUUUUGACCUCAGCCGUUACGUCAACUGGCAGAGACCCGACCAGCCAAACCCUAGCUGCGGAAAUGACGAGAAUGCCCUCCAGAACCCUAAUCAACAACUGGCGCUCUCCACCUUCCUCAACCAACACCUGGAGCUCCCUCCCUCCGGCGCCGGCGCCGUCGAUGGCGUGGGGCUCCUGUUGCAGUCCUCCAAAAUAAAGGAAAUUUUGGAGCAAACGACGCCGUACGGCAGCCCGUCGUCGGAGCCGGAGCUGGAGCCGCCGAGGAGCAGCUUUCCCGACGACAUCCAGACGUCGUUCGAGUUCCCGGAUUCUAGUAGCUUCGCGGAGGAACACGACGUCGUUUUUGGGAACUUCGAUUCGUUCGUUUCGCCGAUGUUCCAGUGUGGAAUUGAUGCCCUUAACAAGGAUCGGUUACAUUUCGGUUAGGUUAAGGUUAAGGUUAGCUAACAUAAAUUCAAAGAAAAUUAAAUUAAACCAAACCUAAGUUAAAAUAAAACCGCACAAGCGUUCCAUUUUGAUUAUCA